AUGCCUGGAAGCUUAGAGCCUUUGGAUUUAGGUGUUCAGAUCCCAUAUCAUUUCAGGUGUCCGAUUUCUCUUGAACUUAUGAGAGACCCGGUUAUCGUCGUAACGGGUCAGACAUACGACCGGCCAAGUAUCGAGUCAUGGGUGGCCACCGGAAACACCACCUGCCCUGUCACUCGUCUUCCUCUUACAGACUUCACCCUCAUCCCUAACCAUACCCUACGCCGGCUUAUACAGGAAUGGUGUGUUGCUAAUCGGUCGUAUGGUGUGGAGCGGAUUCCGACGCCGAAACAACCGGCGGAUCCUGUUAUGGUCCGGUCCUUACUCAGCCAGGCUGCCUCUGAGUCUAAUUCUAGCCAUGCCAGGCUGUCUGCCCUUCGUCGCCUCCGUGGGCUGGCACGUGACUCUGAUAAGAAUCGUUCGGUGAUCUCGACGCAUAACGCACGUGAAGUGCUGCUUGGUGUGUUGUUCUCGGAGACGAAUUCAAACUCAUCGGAGUUGAAUCUGGAAUCGCUUGCGAUCCUAUCUUCGUUUCCGCUUUCAGAAUCGGAGUGUCUGUUGGUGUCAUCGGAUCCGGAUCGGAUUUCAUACCUAAUUUCUCAUCUAUCGCAUUCCUCGAUUGACGUCCGAGUAAACGCCGCCUCCUUGCUUGAAAACGUCGUCGCCGGAACGAGAUCUCCGGAGAACAGAGCAGAAAUCAGCAAUCACGACGAGGUUUUCGACCGAAUCGUCGGAAUUCUCAAUUAUCCUUUAUCAUAUCCGCGUGCAAUGAAAGUCGGAAUCAAAGCGUUAUUUGCUUUAUGCUUGGUGAAACAACACCGUCACAAGGCUGUGGAAGCAGGAGCAGUGGAGGCGCUGAUCAACAGACUAGCAGAUUUCGAAAAAUGCGACGCCGAGAGAGCUCUGGCGACAGUAGAGCUUCUAUGCCGAAUACCACAAGGAUGCGCCGCAUUCGCAUCUCACGCGCUCACAGUACCAUUACUAGUCAAAAUCAUCCUGAAAAUAUCCGAUCGAGCAACAGAGUACGCAGCCGGCGCACUGCUGUCACUCUGCUCGGCGGCGGAACGGUUGCAGAGGGAGGCGGUGGCGGCGGGAGUGUUAACACAGCUGUUGUUGCUCGUACAAAGCGAUUGUACAGAGCGUGCAAAGCGAAAAGCGCAAAUGCUGUUGAAACUGCUCCGGGAUUCGUGGCCGGAAAAAUCGAUUAGGAAUUCGGAUGAUUUUGCGUGCAGCGACGUCGUUCCGUAUUGA
This is a messenger RNA of Lactuca virosa, 1248 nucleotides long. Lineage: Eukaryota; Viridiplantae; Streptophyta; Magnoliopsida; Asterales; Asteraceae. The record is from the annotation of a GenBank genome assembly.